Messenger RNA from Nannizzia gypsea CBS 118893, 897 nucleotides. RefSeq lists its product as hypothetical. Lineage: Eukaryota; Fungi; Ascomycota; Eurotiomycetes; Onygenales; Arthrodermataceae. The record is from RefSeq and is a predicted model, not a curated record. The transcript has a single exon. Bases 1 to 897 code for a protein of 298 amino acids. Gene Ontology annotation, molecular function: sequence-specific DNA binding. Gene Ontology annotation, cellular component: nucleus. Gene Ontology annotation, biological process: positive regulation of transcription from RNA polymerase II promoter by glucose.
AUGGCUCCUCGCUCAGUCUCCAAGACGGCCUCCAUGGACAUCCCCAAGUCGCGCGAUGCUCCUCGCCGCCACGGCAUGCUGCCGACGCCUCCGUCGUCCAUCUCCCCGUGUCUCAACCCCCAGGGCUUUAAGCACCGUGUCACCCAGGAGGUCCUCCACCAGUAUAACCUCCGCUCCCCACCGGCUUCCUCUUCCCUCGCUCCACACGACACCCAGCACGAGAUAGGCGCAGUAGACUCGGAUAUCGACCUGCAGGACACCGAAGACAGGCGUGUUCCUUCUGCUACCACCAAGGGCAAGGCUGACGUCUCAGGAGACAUCACCCCUGCCAUGCUGGCCAGACACCACCUGCCCGACAUCCUGCUCGCACACGGCCCGCUCGCCAUCAGACACAUCAUGGGGUACCUGACUACCUCUGUACCCGGGUUCGCCAUGAUACCGCCUGCCAAGGCUAGGAGACUGGUCGUGGCUGGUCUAGAGGGCAAGGCGUCUCUCUCGGCCAACGCUGACUCCAUGGACGACGGCGAGGUCGAGUUCGAAAAGGUCGGGAUGGGGUCGCUGGGACGCCUACCGUCGUGGGCCAGCAGAAGCGGGAAGGGAACCAUCAUCACACUGCCACUGAGCGUGCCGGCCACGUCAACAACCACCACCUUUCUCUGCCUCACUACUACGCCCCUGCAGACUCGCCCAUCUUCUCCCAUUCAGACUUCAACCAGGCCCAGGGACAUCGACGAGCCGGACAAGAUGUCCCUCGAUGACGACGGUGUUCAGCCAGCCACGCAUGUACUGCUCUUCCUCCGCCUUCCGGAGGAACCAGGCCUGAUUGACGGCGACUGGGACGAAGCUGACAUGACUGACGAAGAAGGCUGGGCCAACCAUCGGGGCGGAUGCACUUAG